Messenger RNA from Andrographis paniculata, 564 nucleotides. Its product is annotated as dirigent protein 1-like. The transcript has a single exon. NCBI's taxonomy places the organism in Eukaryota, Viridiplantae, Streptophyta, Magnoliopsida, Lamiales, Acanthaceae. The coding region runs from base 1 to 564 and encodes 187 amino acids. The record is from RefSeq and is a predicted model, not a curated record.
AUGGAAACCCUAAAAUUAUUUCUGGUCUGUAUCUGGUUGCUCAAAAUCAUAUCAGGGGCAAGAUCGGAACCCCAAUCACCUGAUCAACUCUGCUGGGGAAGAGUAAGUGUAAUCAAGCUCAAUUUCUACAGCCAUGACAUAUUCAGAGGGAAUAAUCAGACAGUUUAUAGCGUCGCAAGGUCAAUCGCAACAGAUCAGGUGCCGUCCAAAUUCGGGGUUGUGUACGUAGGUGAUGUUCUAAUGACAUCUGGACCUGAAAUCGAGUCAGGCAAAUUGGGCAGAAUCCAAGGGCAUGCUGCAUUUUCCGACUUUGAGGAGACGGCGUGGACUAUGACCUUCAACGUGCUUUUUACACACGGGGAAUACAAAGGGAGCUCGCUCACCAUUGUCGGAAGGAAUCCGAUUAAUGAAGAAUUAAGACAGCUCUCCAUUGUUGGAGGCACCGGCGCCUUCCAGUUGGUGUGGGGCUACAUCUUAGUUAAGACUUAUUAUGUCGUCGACCCUGGGGCUUAUAGUGUUACCAAAUAUGAGGCAGUUGUGUAUAAUGCUACGUUCACGGAUUAG